GAAACGAUAUUUGAUGUACCCAACCAUCGACGUUUCUUACGGCUACCAAGUUCCCAAUUAACCGAUAACCUGUCUCUCUCCCUCUCUCGACAAUUAUCUUUGGUCGCAGGGAGACCCAAUUCGUAUCGAUGUAUUUUGCUUUCUCUUUGGCACUUCCACGAACACCGGUUAUGCAAGUUUGAAUUGUUUCUGGUAAUUUAUCUAUGGCUGCGAGUGUGCUCUGCUCCUCAAGAAUUUGCUUCAGUAAUGUCGACUACACUGCUAAGACUGACAAGCAGUACGGUUCAAAGCACAUCGGGUUAGUAGAACGAAGAGGUUCUGGAAGUUUGAAGGUUUUUCCUCGUGGGUCUACGGCGAAUUGGAAGAAACACAGGAGAAAGAAGGCGGGUCUUUGUGGGUUCAUGAUGAGAAGUUCAAAUGGGGCUAGAAUUAGCAUGUCUUCGGAUGAGGCAUUUGGGGCUUUGAAGUCAAUUUCAGACCCAGAUGAGGUAUUUUCUUUCUUCAUGUCGGUUGCUGAGCUGCCCAAUGUUGUUCACACGACUGAGACCUGUAAUUACAUGCUUGAGCUCUUGAGGGUUCAUAGGAGGGUAGAUGAUAUGGUGAUCGUGUUUGAUUUGAUGCAAAAGCAAAUUAUCUACAGGAGUUUGAAUACUUAUUUGACCAUAUUUAAGGGUGUUGGUGUAAGAGGUGGGAUUAGGGCUGCCCCAUUUGCACUCGAAAGAAUGAGAUUAUAUGGGUUUAUUUUGAAUGCUUAUUCCUACAAUGGGUUGAUCCAUGUACUUCUUCGUUCUGGGUACUGUAAAGAGGCUCUAGGGGUUUACAGAAGAGCCAUAUCUGAAGGGAUUAAGCCUAGUCUCAAGACCUACUCUGCCCUUAUGGUAGCUUCUGGGAAGAGAAGAGAUACCGAAACAGUCAUGGGCUUACUCAAAGAAAUGGAAAGAUUGGGGUUGAGGCCAAAUGUUUAUACUUUUACUAUAUGCAUUAGAGUUCUUGGGAGGUCUGGGAAAAUUGAUGAGGCAUAUCGUAUUCUUAAAAAAAUGGAUGAUGAGGGCUGUGGACCUGAUGUAAUUACUUAUACGGUUCUCAUUGAUGCUCUCUGUAAUGCAGGAAAACUUGAUAAGGCAAGAGAAGUGUUUGCAAAGAUGAAAUCCAGCCAUCAUAAACCUGAUCGAGUAACUUACAUCACUCUGUUGGAUAAGUUCAGUGAUUGUGGAGAUGUGGAUGCUGUAAGAGAAUUUUGGAGUGAGAUGGAAGCUGAUGGUUAUGCUGCAGAUGUUGUUACUUUCACAAUACUUGUUGAUUCUUUGUGCAAAUCUGGGAAUUUUGAUGAGGCAUUUGAUACCUUAGAUAACAUGAGAAAGAUGGGAAUCGUGCCAAAUCUUCACACGUAUAAUACAAUAAUUGGCAGGCUUUUGAGAGUUAAUAGAUUGAAUGAAGCGCUGGAAUUUUUUGGUGGUAUGGAAUCUUUAGGCAUUAAACCUACAGCUUACACAUACAUACUUUUCAUUGACUACUAUGGAAAGUCAAGAGAACCUGAAAAAGCUCUUGAAACUUUUGAAAAGAUGAAAACUAGUGGAGUUGUUCCUAAUAUUGUUGCUUGCAAUGCAUCUUUGGACAGUCUAGCAGUAAUGGGUAGGCUUGGAGAGGCAAGACAAAUGUUUACUGGACUUAAGAAGAUUGGGCUUGCUCCGGAUGCUAUAACCUACAACUCAAUGAUCAAGUGUUACAGUAGGGCUGGGAAAAUAGAUGAUGCCGUUCAAUUACUCUCUGAGAUGAUGGAAUAUGGCUGUGAACUUGAUGUGGUCAAUGUGAAUUCUUUGAUUGACUCUCUUUACAAGGCUGGCCGAGUAGAUGAGGCAUGGGCAAUGUUUUACAGAAUGAAGCAGAUGAGACUUGCUCCUACUAUUGUGACCUACAAUACAUUAUUGGCUGGAUUAGGGAGGGAGGGGAGGGUUCAAGAGGCCAUUGAAUUAUUUGAGAGCAUUACUGCACAAGGAUGCCACCCAAACACAAUUACUUUCAAUACACUUUUGGAUUGCCUUUGUAAAAAUGAUGAGAUUGAUAUGGCCUUGAAAUUGCUUUACGAGAUGAGAAAGAUGAAUUGCACUCCUGAUGUCUUUACUUACAACACUGUCAUUUAUGGUUUAAUCAGAGAGAACAAAGUUAAUGAUGCAUUCUUGCUCUUCCAUCAAAUGAGGAAGAUGCUAUAUCCUGAUACUGUAACUUUGUGCACACUUCUCCCAGGUAUUGUGAAGGCUGGGCGGAUUGAGGAUGCUUUUAAGAUCACCGAGAGCUUUGUUCACCAGGUAAAUAGUCCAGACAGAUGACUCUUCUGGGGAGAUUUGCUGCAAGGAAUUCUUAGCCUAGCUGAAUUAGAUCAAUCAAUUUCAUUCAUUGAAAGGUUGGUGCUUGAGGGGCUUUGCAGAAAUGACUCAGUAGUCUUACCUCUUUUGAAGAGUAUGUGCAAGCAUAAGAAAGCCCUUGAUGCCCAUGAACUUUUUAUGAAAUUUACCAAAGGUUUUGGAAUUCAACCAUCAUCGGAAGCUUAUUAUGUACUCAUUGAAGGGCUUCUAGAUGUUGAUGCUACUGGAUUGGCUUGGGGUCUCUUCAAGGAGAUGAAGACUUCUGGUUGUGCUCCAGAUGUUGGCACCUACAACUUGUUGCUUGAUAACCUUGGGAAGUCUGGGAGUGUUGACAAAAUUUUUGAAUUGUAUGAAGAGAUGCUCCACAGGGGAUGUAAGUCUAACACCAUAACUCACAAUAUAGUUAUUUCUGGUCUUGUAAAGUCUGAUAGAUUAGAAGAAGCAAUAGAUUUAUACUACGAUCUUAUAAGUGGAGAUUUCAAUCCCACUCCUUGUACAUAUGGCCCUCUCAUAGAUGGUCUUCUAAAGCUAGGAAAAUUGGAUGAAGCUAAGAAUUUCUUGGAGGAGAUGGGGGAUUAUGGAUGUAAACCUAACUGUGCCAUCUACAAUAUUCUUAUAAAUGGGUAUGGCAAAGCAGGGGAUCUGGAAACUGCUCGCGAGUUGUUUAAUAGGAUGAUUAAAGAGGGAAUAAGACCGGAUUUGAAGUCGUACACCAUUCUUGUGGAUUGCCACUGCAUAGUGGGGGAAGUGCAGGAUGCUUUGCACUUCUUCAAGGAAUUAAAGUCAUCUGGCAUUGAUCCUGACAUAAUUUCCUACAACCUGAUGAUCAAUGGCCUUGGGAAAUCAAGAAGACUGGAAGAAGCUCUCUUGCUGUUCAAUGAGAUGCAGGAUAGAGGGGUUAUUCCUAACCUUUAUACCUACAAUUCCUUAAUAUUCAAUCUUGGGGUUGCUGGAAUGAUAGAGGAAGCAGGGAAGAUGUACGAAGAGCUCCUACUUAAGGGCCUUGAACCUACUGUCUUUACAUAUAAUGCUCUCAUCCGUGGAUAUAGCACGUGUGGUAAUACUGCUCGUGCAUAUUCAGUCUAUGAGAAGAUGAUGGCUGGAGGCUGCAGCCCUAACACUGGGACAUUUGCUCAGCUUCCUAACUAAGCUGGGGACUUUUAAGGUUACUCCAAAGCCUCUCGGGAUUCCAGUUUCUGAUGCUGACUCAAUGAACCCUAGGGGUGGUCCAGCUUGAUUGUACUUGGGUCAUUUUGGGGCAAAGAAGUGAAAUCGGAUUUAAGUUUUGAGGCAGCUCAUUUUGGCACUCUGGGCCUACUUGCACCUGCAAGGUUGGCAAUGAGAGUUCUGAAUGUUCCAUUAGUUUGAGCCUUGAGGUGCAUUCUAAGGCCCUUCAAACUGCUGCACAAGAAGAAUUUGUGAAGAUUCACAUAUUUAUUGUAUAUAUAUCCUCCUUGGGUUCUGAUUGUAACAUAAUAUCUAACAUGUAAAUGCUUUGUUAGGCCUUAUUAAUCUCUUCUGGCAUAAUUUGAUCCCAUGUGCAGUGAAUUUUUUCUUUGGAAUAACUUGCUUCUUGAAUCAGAACCAUAUAAAUUUUACAUCUGAA
Molecule: messenger RNA, 3969 nt
Organism: Diospyros lotus (date-plum)
Lineage: Eukaryota; Viridiplantae; Streptophyta; Magnoliopsida; Ericales; Ebenaceae
Product: pentatricopeptide repeat-containing protein At4g31850, chloroplastic
Molecular function (GO): protein binding
Source: RefSeq, a predicted model, not a curated record